This is a messenger RNA of Aspergillus ibericus CBS 121593, 643 nucleotides long. RefSeq lists its product as uncharacterized. The transcript has 2 exons. NCBI's taxonomy places the organism in Eukaryota, Fungi, Ascomycota, Eurotiomycetes, Eurotiales, Aspergillaceae. The record is from RefSeq and is a predicted model, not a curated record. Bases 100 to 564 code for a protein of 154 amino acids.
CUCUGCUCUGCAUUCUGGACGAAGGGUUCCUACCAUUCACCAGGUUGCAAGUGAAACCAUCCUGGUCGCUCUGUCUCUCUGUCUCUCUGAAAGUUAGACAUGGUCUUGAAAGACACUACAGAAAAAGCAAGUCGAAAUCAUAGUCGAAAUAAUCAAAAAGUACUCCGUAGUCGACCGUUAUUUGACACCAGUGAAGUACUAGAUCAGAAUUCGGUACGGAGGACGGCGGUUGAUCGCCAGCUUACCCUGGGAAAUGUGCGCCACGAGUUGAGCCGUUAUGCUAGGCUAAUGUUGUACGGGAUCGACGCAGAUGGCGAGGGGAAUCUCGAUCGGUUUCUUUGGCUGGAAAGUCUCCUUGGACCGCUGUCCUUCAGCGCUGUAUGGCCCAAGCUUUGCUGUCGCGUUCUCCAGGCGCGUGGAAUGGAGGCGGUCGCGAUAGUGCUCGUGGCCCUGCGACAAUCGAUAACAACGGGUAGAGCGCGCUGGCCCAAUCACCGCGCCGGCGCUUCGCGUCAGUUCAUGGGACGCCUCCUGGUGAAGCAGCAAUCUGAUGGGAUUGGAUGAAAAUGGUUUCAUGUCAGAUGGACUAGUAGCUUGGAUGCAAUGGCUCAUUUCAGAAAAGGACCUGUCUCUUGGGGAAGGA